AUGUGUUCCACCACCUCCUCUCUGCGAAACAAGAUGGUGGCGCCCACUGGUUGUUCGUCGGCCUUCCGGGUCAAGAGUUCCUACAAGCGUCUGGGAUCCAUUCUCACUCUCGACUUGCAGCUCUUUUCUUCCACCAUCAUUACUUUGGAUGCCCAGCGAUUAGCAGAGAGUCUUCGUGCCCAGAAAGGGGAUCAAAAGAAAGUGCCGGCAGUCCUCUGUGAUAAGUUGAAAAGAAAAUCUCAGGUGUCUACAAACCCUGUUCAGCGGAGGGUGAGCGAGCUGGUGCGGUUCACACGACAGCUGCAGCAAGUCCAUCCCAACGUGCUUGCUAAGGCCCUGCGCAGAGGGAUUCUCCACCAGGACAAGGACCUAGUGAUUGUCAACAAGCCCUACGGUGUACCUGUGCAUGGUGGUCCUGGUGUUCAGCUCUGUAUCAGUGAUGUACUGCCCAUCUUGGCAAAGAUGCUGCAUGGCCAGAAGGCAGAGCCCCUACAUCUGUGUCACCGGCUGGACAAGGAGACUACGGGUGUAAUGGUGUUGGCUUGGGAGAAAGAAGUAGCACAUCAAGUCCAGGAGCUGUUCCAAACCCGUCAGGUGGCCAAGAAGUAUUGGUAUGAGGCCCAUUAUGGUGGGAGGUGUGGAAGAGGUGGCAAGGGCAAAUAUCCAUUUAUCUGUCAGUGA
Molecule: messenger RNA, 681 nt
Organism: Elephantulus edwardii (Cape elephant shrew)
Lineage: Eukaryota; Metazoa; Chordata; Mammalia; Macroscelidea; Macroscelididae
Product: RNA pseudouridylate synthase domain-containing protein 4-like
Exons: 1
Coding region: 1-681 (226 amino acids)
Biological process (GO): pseudouridine synthesis
Molecular function (GO): pseudouridine synthase activity; RNA binding
Source: RefSeq, a predicted model, not a curated record